GGGCCUAGUGGCAGUUUAUUAAUGUUACCGUCACGUAACGUAAACGCAAUUUCUAAGGAAUUGAAACAGCGCCAUCUAGUGGCACUACUGCACAACUGUUUCAAUUCCAUAUAAAUUUGCGUAAACGUCAACGUGAUAGUAACAGUAUGAACAUAUUGAAAACUCCCACUAGGCACACAGGAAGGCAUAUCUGGGCUAUCACAUUUCUCAUUAUACUUACUUUCUCAUAAAAGGAGGUAGGCCUGCCCUGUGGUGCCUUUUUAAAAUAGGCUAUUAAAUGAUUGUUCUAUUUUUACAGCACAAUCAUGGACGCCGCAGCAACCAUAGCCUCGGCCAGCUACACUAAGGGACUCUUCCUGGCGUUGUCUGCGUUAAGCCUGUCUUUACACAAGUGGCCAGCACACGUCUCUGUUUCUGAUAAAGCCCAAUAUGAUUUUGUUGUGAUUGGUGCUGGCACCGCCGGCAGUCUCAUCGCGAACCGACUGAGUGAGGACUCCGACACGCGCGUCCUGCUCAUCGAGGCCGGCGGGGACCCGCAGACACUCAACACAGAGUUAGCUGGUUUGUUCCCGUACCUGCUGAACACUGAGAUGGACUGGAACUACACAGCGGAGAACGACGGCUACACCGCCCAAUACCACAGAAACAAAUACGUCAAUUUACCCACCGGGAAGGUUUUGGGGGGAUCCAGUACCCUUCUCCACUUCAUCUACCUGAGAGGUCACCCUUGUGAAUAUAAACUAUGGGAAGAAGCCGCAGGUGAUGAGGCUUGGAGCUGGUGGAACCUUCUUCCGUACUUCAAGAGACAUGAGCGUUUGGAAGACCAAGAUAUACUCAAUUCUGAGUCUUCAUACUUCCAUGGAACGGAGGGAUCAAUCGUGCUUACCAAAGAAAAUAGAGAGGCGACGUUGAAAUAUUUGGAAGCUUUCCGGGAAACCGGACAUCCUAUUAAAGAAGACCUUACCACCGAUGAUUCGAUAGGAUUCGGACAGCCCUUGUAUUACAUAGCCAAAAAUGGUAUUCGACAAAAUAGCGCAGAGUGCUUCUUAGCACCUGCUAAAUACCGUUCCAAUCUUCACUUAAUGAAAAAAACAACAGUGAGAAAAGUUCUUUUUGAUGCCAACAAAAGAGCUAUUGGCGUCGAAUGCAGUACACCAGACGGCAAAAUCAUCAAAGUAUACGCUCGGAAGGAGACUAUACUAUCGGCUGGCACUUUGAACACACCAAAGAUCCUGAUGUUGUCGGGAGUGGGCCCAAAAAGUCACCUCAAAAGCGUGGGUGUUCCAUUAGUUCAUGAUUCACCGGUAGGCCAGACAUUCCAAGAUCGUACAGCUGUUAUUUUGGUUCAUGGCUUAGAAAAAACCAACGAUACACCCCCACCGCCGAACCCGGCCGACUUUCCAUCGCCAACUAUUAUUGGGAUAAGUGCUUUGAACGAAUCCAAGAGUUGCCCUGAUUAUAUGACACUGAACUUUGUAAUCAGAAAUAACCCUGCAGCUCUGUUGCAGUUUACGUCUGUAUUCUUCGGUUUGAAUGACAAUGUAAGUAAUCAGCUCGCAGCUGCCGGAACGGGAAGGGAAGUCCUCUUAACAGUAUUGAAUUUAGUGAACUCUGCAUCAACUGGAAGAGUUUUGUUAAGGAGUUCAAAGCCUGAAGACGCACCAAAGUUCUACACAGGAUAUUAUUCGAAAGAAAUAGAUUUGAACAACACUGUCGCAUACAUACGUGACUUUAUCAAGGUAGCGGAAUCGAGCACUUUCAAAAGCGUAAACGGUGAAUUGAUACAUUUCGAUUUGCCAAGAUGCAAAGGUUUGAAAAGAAACACGAUGGAAUAUUGGAAGUGCUAUAUCCUGAACAUGAUGGAUAGCACUUAUCAUUUCACUGGUACAUGCCCCAUGGGGUCAGUCCUUGACUCCAGACUUCGUGUCAAGGGGGUCAAGGGACUCAGAAUCGGAGACGCCAGUGCUAUUCCUAACCAAAUCUCUGCCAAUAUUAUCACAGCCAGCAUGGUCAUUGGCGAGAAAUUGGCAGAUAUGAUAAAGCAAGACAACCAUUUAGAAACAAGUUCUCCUUGGAAAUAUUUCACUGAGUUUUUGUUUCGCUUAGUAUGCAAUUAAAUCUUCUUUUGCG
Molecule: messenger RNA, 2130 nt
Organism: Bicyclus anynana (squinting bush brown)
Lineage: Eukaryota; Metazoa; Arthropoda; Insecta; Lepidoptera; Nymphalidae
Product: ecdysone oxidase-like
Exons: 3
Coding region: 306-2117 (603 amino acids)
Molecular function (GO): ecdysone oxidase activity; flavin adenine dinucleotide binding
Source: RefSeq, a predicted model, not a curated record